CAAGUCCUUCUCGCAUACCGAGGUGGUAAUAACCUUGGGACAUUGCACAGUCAGAUUGCAGGACUAGAAAAGUAAAGCCGUCGAAGCGUAGUCUAGUCUGGCCUAUUUCAUCCUUCAUAUGCACAUGUCUCGAGCGUCUAGCACACUGUCCAAAAUUCACACUUCGCGAACCUGCAGCAGCCUCUCCGAUCUCUCGUCCAUUCAGAGCCGGUCGUCAUUUCACCGCCAAUUGUCAACACUGUGCCUCCCGCCCCGCGCCCCUGCCUCCAACAAGUUUGCUCAUCGUUCCCUCACUGGCACUUUCGCCCUGGCUUCCACCAAGCCGACAGAAAAUUCCAUCUCUCCUCCCCUCCGUCACUCCACCUCUACAACCAUAGCUUCCCAACGCUCAGAAGCCAUUGCUCGACACUUCUCUACUUCUGCUUCGUCAUUACGUCCAGCGUCUUCCACGAUGUCGUACAGCAAGCAGCCUUCGGAAUAUCAGCCCAGAAAAAUCGGUGCUCUUCACACAAACGAGUUCAGAUGCUACAUUGAGAAAGAUGGCACCCCGGUCUCGCCCUUCCAUGACAUUCCCCUCUACGCCAACGAGCAGCAAACAAUCCUGAACAUGAUCGUCGAGAUCCCAAGAUGGUCCAAUGCAAAGCUUGAGAUCUCCAAAGAUGAAUUCCUGAAUCCCAUCAAGCAAGACGUCAAGAAAGGCAAGCUCCGAUUCGUUCGCAACUGCUUCCCUCACAAGGGCUAUCUCUGGAACUACGGCGCUUUCCCAAGAACCUGGGAGGACCCCAAUGUUGUUCACCCUGAAACAAAGGCCAAGGGCGAUAACGACCCAUUGGACGUCUGCGAAAUUGGUGAGCUGGUCGGGUACACCGGUCAGAUCAAGCAGGUCAAGGUCCUUGGUGUUAUGGCACUUCUCGAUGAAGAAGAGACUGACUGGAAGAUUAUUGUCAUCGACGUCAAUGAUCCUCUGGCCCCCAAGCUGAACGAUAUCGAAGACGUUGAGCGUCACCUUCCUGGCCUGCUCCGAGCGACGAACGAAUGGUUCCGCAUCUACAAGAUCCCAGAUGGAAAGCCUGAGAACCAAUUCGCGUUCAGCGGUGAAUGCAAGAACAAGAAGUACGCCGAGGAGAUUAUCCGCGAAUGCAGUGACGCUUGGGAACGUCUGAUCACCGGCAAGCAACAACGCGGCGAUAUCAGCCUGGCCAAUGUCACAAAUACCAGCUCGCCAGAUCGUGUCGAUCCUUCGCAACUCUCCAAGAUCCCUCCGGGACAGAACAUUCCCCCUGCGCCAAUCGACGGAACCGUUGACAAGUGGUUCUUCAUCUCUGGUGCGGCCGUCUGAUCUGUUGCGCUCUAGGUUGUUGGCUGAUUUCGUUCAGGAGCUGGUGCAACUUCGGAAGACUACAUGAAGAAAUGAGAUUGCGACCCGGAAAGAGCGUGGAAUUCGUAGUCUUGUCCAAGACUCAUUCGAAUAGACUAAAAACUUUACAUAUGUCAAUUAUGUAGCUGAUCCAGCCAGAAUGGACAAGAGUUGCAAAAGAAAUGGUUUCGUGAUCAAUACCUGGCUGCGACAGGAGAACCCUUCCACAUCCUUUUCAGAUGAGCCAGCAGCUUUUACGAAUGCAAGGUCUUAAUGCCUCAUCCUAAAACCAGUAUCGUUGACCUGUGGGAAUGCCUUACGUGGCACACCGGUCGCAUGUAUUCUUGUGUCUCGUUGCCCGGGGGG
Molecule: messenger RNA, 1723 nt
Organism: Cladophialophora immunda
Lineage: Eukaryota; Fungi; Ascomycota; Eurotiomycetes; Chaetothyriales; Herpotrichiellaceae
Product: inorganic pyrophosphatase, variant
Exons: 4
Coding region: 119-1339 (406 amino acids)
Biological process (GO): phosphate-containing compound metabolic process
Cellular component (GO): cytoplasm; nucleus
Molecular function (GO): magnesium ion binding; inorganic diphosphate phosphatase activity
Source: RefSeq, a predicted model, not a curated record